This is a messenger RNA of Vanessa atalanta (red admiral), 3220 nucleotides long. RefSeq names its product alpha-(1,6)-fucosyltransferase (gene FucT6). The transcript has 13 exons. Gene Ontology annotation, molecular function: alpha-(1->6)-fucosyltransferase activity. Gene Ontology annotation, biological process: protein N-linked glycosylation. Bases 280 to 2016 code for a protein of 578 amino acids. NCBI's taxonomy places the organism in Eukaryota, Metazoa, Arthropoda, Insecta, Lepidoptera, Nymphalidae. The record is from RefSeq and is a predicted model, not a curated record.
UGAGUGACGACUGUAGUGACAGGCUCUAAAAGUCUUAACGGAGAAGUAAAUGUACCUAUUUAAUUUGUCAUUGCAUGACUUAUGUUGUUAAAUCCUUAUAAAUAUUUCUUAAUAACUUUGUGAAUAUUGCUAUAAAAUAAGCAAUAAUAUUUCCCGUGUGAAUUAAUCGUGUGUUAAAAUUUAAUAAUUAUUCCAAAUAUUGCGGUGUUAUUUUUUAUAAUUUAAAUACAAGUACUUAAGAAAUAAUAUUAGCAGUAAAGAAAUGGGGAUGAAAAGUUCAUGAUGAAACUCUAUCCCACCGGGCAUUCGGGUUUAAAUGGCUAUUUUAUGAUGUACCUGUCGAAAUGGAAACGGGUGGCCGUCUUACUGCUGUUCAUAUGGAUUGCUGUCACGUAUCUCGUGAUAUCACCGCUGAGAUGCGACGGCAACACAGAGGAGACGUCCGACUUCCAAGAUAGAUUAAAAGCGGUCUCCCUUCAGUUGGAAUCGUUGAAGCAACAACACAAUAACCUUAUUGCACAGAUAAAAAAAUCGUCGGGACUUAAUGUAAAUCUGAAUGACCUUGAAACAUCAGCGUUCCUUCACAAUGGUGGGGGACCAUCGGAAGAAUACGAGAAUCUUAGACGAAGAAUAUAUUCGAAUACAAAGGAGAUAUGGUACUUUGUCAACCACGAGCUGACGAAGCUAGUCAACGAUGAUGGCCAAUCAGAAAAGUUGCGCGCGAUUUUAGACCAAGUUGCUGACAGGAAAAGAUCUUUACUAUCGGACCAACAGAAGCUUCCAGAACUAGAUGGAUACCAUGAAUGGAGGAGAAUAGAAGCGGCGAAUGUCAGCGACCUCGUACAAAGAAGACUCAAGUAUUUACAAAACCCACCAGACUGCAGGGAGUCCAGGAAGGUCAUCUGUAAUUUGAAUAAGGGCUGCGGGUUCGGUUGUCAGCUUCACCACAUAGUGUAUUGUCUGAUUUUCGCAUACGCCACCGAGAGGACCUUGAUAUUAAACUCGAAGGGCUGGAGGUACAACAACAAGGGCUGGGAGUACGUUUUCCAUCCCAUAUCAGAUAGUUGCACUUCGGCGUACGACGACAAAGUUGUUCAGUGGCCAGCCUCGUACGACGCAAAAGUGGUCUCGUUGCCGUUCAUCGAUUCGAUAUCUCAGAAGCCGAAGUUCUUACCUCUCGCGAUACCGUCUGAUUUAGCUCACAGGAUAGUUCGUUUCAACGGUGAUCCGUCGUCGUGGUGGAUCGGUCAAAUGCUCAAAUAUGUGCUGAAACCAAGGACCGGUAUGCAGAAGGCUAUCAAUGAAACGAUAGCCAAGAUGAACUUCAAGAAACCUAUUGUAGGUGUUCAUAUAAGGAGGACUGAUAAAGUGGGAACAGAAGCGGCCUUCCACCACAUCGAUGAAUAUAUGCUACACGUAAAGGACUACUACGCGCAACUGGAACUCACGCAGCACGUCGACAAGAAACGAGUAUACCUAGCCACGGACGACGCUAACGUGCUGGAGGACGCCCGCAACAAGUACCCGCAGUUCGAGUUCCUGGGCGACCCGUCCAUCGCCAAGACGGCGGCCACGCACCGCCGCUACACGCCGCUGUCGCUCACCGGCCUGCUCGUCGACCUGCACCUGCUGGCGCUCUGCGACUACCUCGUGUGCACCUUCAGCAGCCAGGUGGGGCGCGUGGCGUACGAGAUGAUGCAGACCAACCGCGCCGACGCGUCGGACAGCUUCUACUCGCUGGACGACAUCUACUACUUCGGCGGCCAGAACGCGCACGACCGGCGCGCCGUCAUGGCGCACGCCGCCCGCGGCGCCCAGGAGAUAUCUGUGCAGGUCGGAGACUUAAUCGGCAUAGCUGGUAAUCACUGGAACGGCUUCGGUAGAGGGACGAACAAGCGCACUAAUGUGAACGGUCUAAUACCGUGGUACAAAACGGCGGACCACCUGGUGCUGUACUCGUUCCCCGACUACAAGCACGUGCCGCAGUACCCGGACACGCGACAGAAAGACUUAUGAAUCAAUUGAUUGCACUGCUUAGCCGAAUUAUAACGCUAGACUUUAGUUGAUAUUAAGCCUUGUGAUCUUAAUGUUACGGUUCAAAUUCGUUUACACAUGUAUGAGUGAGUUAUUGCACGUAGCUUAGACGAUAUUCGACUUUACGUUGUAUGGUUUUAGGUUCAAAUUGAAUUGCAUUUAAUUGAAUUUAUGCACAAGACAGCAUUAACGAUUAUUCAAUAGGUUUUCUAUGGACUCAUCGCUGACCAAAACCGAUUGUGAUAGACCGGUAGUGCCAAUUAUAAAACGAGAAAUACAAUGUCAAUAAAUUUUGUUUCCGAAAGUCUAUUUGUGAAAGGAUUUAUGCAAUUCAUUAGUGUCUAUGGUUAAUACUAAUAAACAAAAAUCCAUCAAAGCUAUCUAUCAUUGCCAUUCGUUUAUUGUGAUGUAUUUUAAAUCUUUCAUAAUCCAUGUUAAACUAUAAUGUGAUCACGGAUUUAUUAAUACAGUAGGAUCUUGAUUAUCCGGUAUCAAAGACGAAUCAAACGAUAUAGACAUUUUUAUCAAUUUUUGUUUUUUGAUCGUUAUUAAAAAAAUGAAAUACUUUCUACCCAAAUAAGUAAGAGGUAGUGCACGAUCAGAGGCAGGAAUGAACGCAUCACAACGUGUCUUUGUGUGGUAAAUUACAGGUAUGACAUAAGAGAUAAUUGGAUGUCCGGAUCAUCGGAAUUUUACUGUUGUGUAUGUAUGUUAUGUAUGUAACUGAAAAAAAAUCAGGAUAUAUAUUUUAGUACAAGGCUUUUUGAAAUGUCAUAGUUUUUUGUUUUGUUGAACUAUCUUGCUUGGAUUCAUGUAAUCCGAUGUAUGUAAAUGUAUAAAGAAGUCGUUGGCAGAUUGACGAAAUUUAAGAAAUGUCUCAUACCAGAAAGAGACUUAAAUUUUAAACAAAUUAUUUUGUCUGCCUUGUUGCUCUAGUGGCCAGCUAUAAAACUGAAGAUCCUGGUUCUGGCUUCAAUGCCGGGCUACAAAAAGAAUAUUGGGUUUUCUGUAUGAAUUCUUAGUAAAUUAGUGAUAUUUACACUCUCGCGUCUCGGAAAGCACGUCACGCUGUUGGUCCUGUGAAUUAAUUAUAUCCGGUCCCAUCGGAUUAUGGAAGUAAAGGAUAAAAAGUGUGCCAGUUUUGCCCUACAAUAUGUCCAGCAUGAUUGUUAUUGAAAUUCAAGAA